Messenger RNA from Drosophila persimilis, 1064 nucleotides. RefSeq names its product cilia- and flagella-associated protein 36. The transcript has 4 exons. The record is from RefSeq and is a predicted model, not a curated record. Gene Ontology annotation, cellular component: ciliary base; axoneme. NCBI's taxonomy places the organism in Eukaryota, Metazoa, Arthropoda, Insecta, Diptera, Drosophilidae. Bases 15 to 938 code for a protein of 307 amino acids.
UACUUUCAUCGAAAAUGUCCGUGGAUGACUCUUGGGUUUUUGAUUCGUUGGUUUGCUUCCUCCAUGGACCAGUUUGGAACGCACCGCUGCAGACCUUCAUCGAGCAGAGAUCCUUGGUCUUCGAUCCCAAUCUGCAGUUAGACGAGAACAAUGAGGAAAUCCUACAGAUCCACGAGGAAUACAAGAACUUGGUCGACUACAUGCUGGGCAGCUUCAUGGAGGAGAUGCAAAUAUCCCCGGAACAGUUCGAAAUGGCCUGCCUGGAGGGCCGCCAGCAGGGCCAGGGCGAGAAUCCCUUCCAGUUCCAUCAGGUCCUGUUCCAGCAGAUAUGGGCCGCCAAUGAUGUAAAAAUCUUCAUACGAAUGAUGACGCAACGCAACGUGGAGCUGCAGCUGCAGGCCUUGGAUCUGAUAGAGAAAAACCAGUUGGCCCAAAGCUCUCUGGAGGAGGCUGAUAGCAACAGCGCCACGGGCUCGGAUCAAGGCGAUGCAGCCGCCGAUGUGGAUCAACUCAUAGCCAAAACCGUGGCCGAUGAGCUGGAGAGCCCGGAAGCCGCCUUGACCCCCGACCAGGAGGCUAGUCUUGAUCUGGUCAAUGACAAGUUUCAGCGCUUGAAUCUGUUCUUCGAGCAGGAGGACAGGGUGGAUCCCACCGAUGUGACGUCGCGUCAGGAGUAUCUGCGCCAGCAACGCGACAAAAUCGUGGAGAUCAAGAAGCAAGCGCGCGCCAAGCAGCUGCAGGAGACCAUGGCCCGGGACAGUCCCCAGGGAGCCGAAGGCGCCCGUCCCAGUUCCGCUCAAGUGGCACAGCAGCUCCUCGAGAACGGAGGCAAGACCAUGGAGCUCUCUGCGCCGCUAGACAGCGAGGAAAAUUCAGCACUCCAGCUGCGCCGCACCCUGGCCAAGCGACUGCGCAGUGAAGUUGUGGAGAAUAACUAAGCGAAUGGAAGGUUUUCUUUUUUUUUUUUAACUAAAAACUUCUUUGCUUAAAUGCGGAAUGUUUUCCAUGUUAUAGGGUACCUUGCACCGUUCCUUUCCUCCACUAUUAAUAUCGGCUAUAUCGCU